AAAUAUAUAUUUCAAAGUGCAGAAAGAAAGCAAAAUGGCAGGUGGAUCCGUGAUUAGCAAGACCAUCUUUAUAGCUCUCUUCUUCUGCUUCCUUCUCAUUGCAUCCUUUGGUGUGGAAACUGCUGAAGCACAGAGAGGAGGAGGUGGUGGUGGCGGUGGCGGCGGGGGCGGCAAGAACAAGUACUGUCCAAGGCCGGCGGGAGGGUGUUGUGGUGGAGGGUGCAGUAAGCAGAGGUGCGAUUCCUGGUGCAAGGGCAGGGGAAAUUCUCACCAUGGAGAUUGCAAGAGGAACAAAUGCUAUUGCUACAAAAGAUGUUGAAAAACUCUAUAAAUGUAUCUUAGCAUGGUACAUAUACUAUUAUAUACCUAAAUAAGAUGCUGCAUAUUUAUAUAAAUGCUAUUAUAUACAGUAGCUACUUACUGCGGCAGAAGACACCAUUGCUAUCACUAUCAUCUAUCUAUGUAUGUGUGCUAAGUAUUAUUCUGUUUAGUAUUAAACUUUUUUGUUUUUGGUGUGUAUUUCAUUGUUUUUCUUU
Messenger RNA from Ipomoea triloba (trilobed morning glory), 536 nucleotides. Its product is annotated as small cysteine and glycine repeat-containing protein 1-like. The transcript is spliced from 2 exons. NCBI's taxonomy places the organism in Eukaryota, Viridiplantae, Streptophyta, Magnoliopsida, Solanales, Convolvulaceae. The record is from RefSeq and is a predicted model, not a curated record. The coding region runs from base 35 to 319 and encodes 94 amino acids.